Messenger RNA from Centrocercus urophasianus (Greater sage-grouse), 978 nucleotides. It is a transcript of the gene EPYC, whose product is annotated as epiphycan. The transcript has 6 exons. Gene Ontology annotation, molecular function: protein binding. The record is from RefSeq and is a predicted model, not a curated record. NCBI's taxonomy places the organism in Eukaryota, Metazoa, Chordata, Aves, Galliformes, Phasianidae. Bases 28 to 978 code for a protein of 316 amino acids.
AAAAAAAAAAAAAAAAAAAAAAGCAGAAUGAAGACGUUUGUAAAUAUUUUUCUGGGAUUUUUUAUCUUUGAGUAUGUUGGAGCUGUACCUAUCACUGAUCCUUUAACUUAUGAUUCUGAGUUCUAUGAUGUUUCACUUGGAGAACUGCCUCACCCAUUUGCCUAUGCUGAAACUGAGCAAUCUGACCAAUUAGAGACAGAGAUUGGGACUGCGAUACCUUCUAUAAUUCAAGAGAGUUAUUCUUCUGCACCACUGACAGAAGAAACUGAGGAAGAAGCAUCAACACCAAAAUUAAUUGAUGGAUCUUCUGCACAAGGGUCUGGGGUUCUUGUGCCCCAAACUCAAGAUGGCCUUCCCACGUGCCUGUUGUGUACAUGCCUAGGAACAACAGUCUACUGUGAUGACCACGAGCUGGAUGCUGUUCCACCACUGCCUAAGAAAACCACGUAUUUCUACUCACGCUACAACCGAAUCAGGAAGAUAAACAAAAACGACUUUGCUAACUUAAAUAACUUAAAAAGGAUUGAUUUGACUGCGAAUCUAAUAUCAGAGAUCCAUGAAGAUGCCUUCCGGAGACUGCCCCAACUUCAGGAACUUGUGCUCCGUGACAACAGGAUAAGGCAACUUCCUGAGCUGCCAUCUACCUUGACUUUCAUUGAUAUUAGCAACAACAGGCUUGGUCGCAAGGGAAUCCGUAAUGAGGCAUUUAAAGAUCUGCAUGAAUUACAGCAUCUUUACAUCACUGACAAUAACUUGGAUCACGUUCCAUUGCCACUCCCUGAAAGCCUCCAAGCACUUCAUCUUCAGAACAACAACAUUCAAGAGAUGCACGAAGAUACUUUCUGCAAAAUGAGAGAUUUCACUUAUGUCCGCAGGGCUCUUGAGGACAUCAGACUGGAUGGUAAUCCAAUCAACUUGAGCAAAACCCCUUAUGCAUAUAUGUGUCUACCCCGUUUGCCAGUUGGUAACCUCAUCUAA